ACGGUAGAGCAAUUCAAACUCAGCUAUCAGGAGCAGAGACAAGACUGCUCUACAGACUCUUCCUUUAGUUUGAUUCUAGCACAUUAUUCUAUCCUAUAUUUUUUGUAUUUCUUACAUUUUCUAUUUCGCUUACCUGUUGGGGGUAAAAAUGUCAACAGCAUUAGAGGUGACUGGAUUCUUCAUGUGUUUGGUCGGCUGGAUGGUUACUGGUCUUGCUGUGGCAAAUGAUUAUUGGAAGAUAUCUAGUGUGCAAGGCACCGUAAUCAUUUCAAACCGUCUCUAUGAGAACCUGUGGCAUGCCUGCGGUGAGGACAGCUCUGGAAAGGCCAGCUGCCAAGACUUUCAAUCUAUGCUGGACUUGCCAGUUCAUAUUCAAGCAUGUCGAGCAUUAACGAUCAUCGCCCUGAUCCUGGGGCUGGUCGGUAUAAUUUUAUCUACCAUGGGGCUGAAGUGCAUUACAAUUGGGUCAAAAACAGAUGAAUCAAAGGGCAAGACUAUGGUCAUUGGCGGCAUUAUCUUCAUUUUUGCAGGUCUUUGUACUAUGGUCGCUGUAUCUUGGUAUGCUGCACGGGUUGUUGCAGAAUUCAAAAACCCGCUCUAUGGUGGCGUCAAAUUUGAGCUGGGUACUGGACUCUAUAUAGGUUGGGCUGGUGCAGCACUGUGUAUUCUGGGUGGUGCAUUCCAGUGCAGUGCCUAUCAAAGAGUCUCUCAAGCAAAAGACAAAGGGGCAUACUACCCAGGUGGUAAGCCAAAGACAAUCUAUACUGCUGCUCCACCUAAUGCAGAGACUUCAAAAGCUUACGUUUGAGCUACCAGGGUCACCCACAUUAACAAGGCUGAACUUUUGUUACUUUGAUGUUUGUUUUACUCAGUUAUGUUUUUGCUACUUUUUUGUUUUAGGAAAUCAUGACAAAAAAGAUCACUUAAAUGAUCAUGAAUGCUGAACUUCUGGAAUAAAAUAUGUUCUCUGAUUUAAGAUCUAGAUAUGUUGCCAUGGUGUUUAGACUUAUGUUUGUUUAUGUAUAGGGGAGACUGUGGCAAGCUUUUUACAGCAGGGAAUAUUUCUCAUUGUGGGUUAAUUUUUGAAAUGUAAUUUCUCUAUGGGCACAUACAUUACAUAUUGGCUACAAAACCGCUUUGGAACAUUUACACUGUUAUUACCGUGAUCACAUUAUGGCAGGCAGGGCAUGUUAUGGCAUUGUAUCUGGUAUGUUGUCAGAGUGGGACCAGCCAUUAAAUGGCCUUUUCAUUUCUGCAAAGUUUAAAUAGUAAAACAAUUAUGACUUAUACUUUCACAAUUAUCAUGAUGUAUCCAGUGUGUUCAUAAAAACACUUAAUUAGGAGGAUGCAAGAUUUCACAAAAUUAUAUAAUACAUAUAAAAUAUGAUUUAUAAUAAACAUAAAAUAAAAUAUCAAAUCAUAUAUUUACUGAGAUAUAGCAUUUGAGACAACUUCCUCAUGUGACAACUAGCCCAUCUUCUCUAAACAUGCUUAGUUUCAGUAGAGACCAUUUAGUGUUCUAUUACCAAAACAAUAUGUCAAACAUGAAAUGUGAAUAAAUAAAUUUUUUAAACUGAAAA
This is a messenger RNA of Ctenopharyngodon idella (grass carp), 1580 nucleotides long. It is a transcript of the gene cldn15la, whose product is annotated as claudin 15-like a. NCBI's taxonomy places the organism in Eukaryota, Metazoa, Chordata, Actinopteri, Cypriniformes, Xenocyprididae. The record is from RefSeq and is a predicted model, not a curated record. Gene Ontology annotation, biological process: bicellular tight junction assembly; cell adhesion. Gene Ontology annotation, molecular function: structural molecule activity. Bases 149 to 808 code for a protein of 219 amino acids. The transcript has 5 exons. Gene Ontology annotation, cellular component: bicellular tight junction; plasma membrane.